AUGAAUUGGACUCGUAUUAUUGUCAAAACCCGUGAAAUGGUUGCAUCAAUCAUGUCCAAGUAUGAUGCAUCUCAUGAUUUUAAUCAUGUGGAAAGAGUUGUCAAUUUAGCCAAACACAUUGCUAAAUGUGAAAAUGUAAUUGAUGAAGAUAAAUUACAAGUUAUUGAAUUGGCUGCCUAUUUGCAUGAUGUUCACGAUCAUAAAUAUGUUGAAAAAUCCGAUACUGCAUUGACACCAAAGAGAGCCAUCGAAGAACAUUUAUCAUCACUCGAAGUUCCAAAUCAAUUAAUUGAAAGAGUUCAAUUUGUUGUUGAUAAUAUUUCAUUCUCAAAGGAAGUUAAACGAUUGAAGGAGAAUACAGUAUUGGACAUUAAUGAAUUACCAAUUGAAUUGAAGGUUGUUCAAGAUAGUGAUCGAUUGGAUGCCAUUGGAGCUGUUGGAGUUGCUCGUUGUCUUGUUUUUAGUGGAUCUAAGGGAAGAGCAAUUUAUCUCAAUGAACCUACAAGUCAAUUCAAAUCACCUUCUGAAAUGGUUGAUUGGAAAAUUACGGAAACACCAAAACCAACUGUUUCUACCACUGACGAUUCUGCCAUUCAACAUUUCUAUGAUAAAUUAUUCCACUUGGAGUCAAUGAUGAAAACAGAAACUGGAAAGAAAUUGGCAAAGAAGAGAGUUGAUCAUAUGAGAGUUUUUGUUGAGGAUUUAUAUGAUGAAAUUUAUUUUGAAGCAUUGGAAAGUAAUCUUCAUUAA
This is a messenger RNA of Naegleria gruberi, 750 nucleotides long. RefSeq lists its product as uncharacterized. The transcript has a single exon. The record is from RefSeq and is a predicted model, not a curated record. Bases 1 to 750 code for a protein of 249 amino acids. NCBI's taxonomy places the organism in Eukaryota, Heterolobosea, Eutetramitea, Acrasida, Naegleriidae.